AUGGCGCAGCAGCUGCUGCUUCUCCUACCCGCGCCUUCGGGGACGUUCUCGAAGCCACUCCCUUCCCCUGCCCCCUCCCUGCCCCGGCGCCAUAUCCGGCAGAUAAAGACACUCUACCUGUACCAUGCAUUCCCGUCUUGGAAUCACCUUUCAAGCAAUCUGUUCUUUGUGUACAUUUUUGGAAAGCUUGUGGAAGAGGAGGAAGGUAACUUUGCACUGUGGAUGUCUUAUAUUUUGACCGGUGCUGGAGCAAACUUGAUUUCAUGGUUAGUUCUUCCAACGUCGUCUGUGUCGCUUGGAGCAUCUGGGGCUGUUUUUGGCCUUUUCACAAUUAGUGUACUAGUAAAGAUGUCCUGGGACUGGAGAAAGAUUCUUGAGGUCCUUAUCCUUGGUCAAUUUGUUGUUGACAAGGUCAUGGAAGCUGCACGUGCAACUACCAUAACAGGCGCAGCACUUCAAGUAAACAACAUUGCCCAUGUCUCGGGUGCUUUGAUUGGUGCUGCGUUAGUAUUUGUGAUCAACAGAAUCCCCUUAUCAUCUAAUGAUGAUAACCCAAAGGCUUCAAAGGAUAACAAGGACAAAAGAAGUUAAUUUAAGCUAGAGCGCCAUGUUAACACACUAUAUCGUUCAUUACAAUUUUUCUUCUUCAAAUGGACUACUCAUUGUGUCCACAUUCAUACAUAGUUCUGAUUUCUGUUUGCAAAAAAAGGAUAAAAGACAACAUCCCAUAGAGGUUCUACUGGAAAUCAUCACACUUGUAGUGUAAGGUUCAUUUCUGUACCUUUGUAACAAUGUCAUCGAAAAGCUAAAUUUUUU
Molecule: messenger RNA, 816 nt
Organism: Triticum dicoccoides
Lineage: Eukaryota; Viridiplantae; Streptophyta; Magnoliopsida; Poales; Poaceae
Product: rhomboid-like protein 11, chloroplastic
Exons: 6
Coding region: 1-591 (196 amino acids)
Cellular component (GO): membrane
Molecular function (GO): serine-type endopeptidase activity
Source: RefSeq, a predicted model, not a curated record